Messenger RNA from Arabidopsis lyrata subsp. lyrata, 720 nucleotides. Its product is annotated as chaperonin-like RBCX protein 1, chloroplastic. The record is from RefSeq and is a predicted model, not a curated record. Gene Ontology annotation, biological process: ribulose bisphosphate carboxylase complex assembly. NCBI's taxonomy places the organism in Eukaryota, Viridiplantae, Streptophyta, Magnoliopsida, Brassicales, Brassicaceae. The coding region runs from base 50 to 577 and encodes 175 amino acids. Gene Ontology annotation, molecular function: protein folding chaperone. The transcript has 6 exons.
UCGUAAAACAAUAUGUCUCUCCUGCAAAUUUUCUUCAUCUAAUAUUUCUAUGGAGUCAUCUUCUUCCCUCAUUCUCCAUCACUCUUACCUCUCUUACCUUAAUCCAAAAUUUGGAAAAAGACCUUUGCUUUCUUUUGCAUUAAUGCGGAAUUCGCGAAAAUGUAAAAAAACUCGAAUAUGUUCUAACAAGAUGUAUGUUCCCGGCUUUGGAGAAGCUUCACCUGAGGCUAAGGCAGCGAAGCAUCUUCAUGACUUUUUUACUUACGUUGCAGUGAGGAUAGUUUCUGCUCAGCUUGAGAGUUAUAACCCUGAGGCGUAUAUGGAGUUGAGAGAAUUUUUAGACACAAACUCUGUAAGUGACGGCGACAAAUUUUGCGCCACUCUCAUGCGUCGGUCUUCACGUCACAUGAACUUAGCCCUUCGAAUUUUAGAGGUACGGUCUGCUUAUUGUAAAAACAAUUUCGAAUGGGAUAAUUUGAAGCGCCUCGCCUUCAAGAACGUAGAUGGAUCCAACACAAGACUCAUGCGUGAAUACGUCUUGGAGACUAGCCAUGUCGAAACCGAUUCCGAUAAGUGAAACCUUAUAUCUAUUUGAAUCACAUUCACAUAUAUAGUCUCGAGAGGAUACACACAUAAGACCGUUUGUACAUACACAUACCAUUGUGCUUGCGUUAAUCUCACGCUUUGAUAUCUUAAUUCUAAAACCUUACCUUUUGAGAA